Messenger RNA from Fopius arisanus, 1430 nucleotides. RefSeq lists its product as uncharacterized. The transcript is spliced from 3 exons. The record is from RefSeq and is a predicted model, not a curated record. The coding region runs from base 252 to 1283 and encodes 343 amino acids. NCBI's taxonomy places the organism in Eukaryota, Metazoa, Arthropoda, Insecta, Hymenoptera, Braconidae.
CCUAUAAUCUCUGCUCUCAACGCCCCACAAAUAUCCUCUAAACAAUAAACAAUUCUUAUUUUGCAAAAAACGUCAACGUCCCAACAAAUUUCUUCUGCUGCUCCCGAUAAAUUCAUAAAAGUGUCCACAAUAAGUUGAAACAAUUGUGCUUUCUUCCAAUAAAUGACUAGCUUCUCGAAAUGUGAGAAUAACCCCCCGAUCAGAACAUUUUUCAAUAGUUUGUCGAGAUAAUCUGGAGUUAUGCAUAAAAAAUGGAGAAUAAGGAGUUGAAGAUCAAUGGGAUUUAUUCAACGAGUGAAGUAAAACUCCUACAUCAUCCAAUCGAGGCCCUAAAUAGGUUCCCUGAUAUUCCAGAAGCAGCUCAAUGGUGGAGAGACACAAGUGACCUGGAGGCCCCCCGACCUAUGGAGGAACCAAUGACCUCGGGGAACGUGCGACGAAAUUAUGAAAUUGAAAAGCUAUCAGGGCUGCAGCAGAAUAUGGAAGUUACCAAGAAGAGAAGAAGAGCUGGAAGCUCUCGAGAUGGUGAUCAGCUGGACAGCCGAGGAAGAGUGAAGAAUCCCCAGAACUGGAAAGUCAAUGUGAAGAAAAAUGCGAGACUUAGGGGUGAGGCGUACAUAGGGGGAGGAGGUAAAAUAGUACCAGCAAAAGUGAUGGGACCCCCAUGUGACUGCAGAUCACGUUGUGGAGAGAAAGUUGAUGAAGAAAGUCGUUCAAAGCUCCACGAGGUCUUCUGGAAGACGUGUAAUUGGGACCAAAGGAAGCAGUACGUUGCCCUCUCGGUGAAAGAAUCCCCGAAGCAUCGAACGAGAGCACGUGGCAAAGAUCCAACCGAAACGAGAAGACAAGUGACAUUUACAUACUCACUCCUAGUCAAUGAUGAGUGCAUAACAGUCUGCAAGCCCAUGUUCCUCUCCACCUUCUCCAUAUCUGAAAAAUUUGUUCGUCAUGCUAUGGACAAGAAAAGGCACUCCCCAGGUGGGAUUAUUGGGCCUGAUCUCAGGGGCAGGCACACACCCAAGACCAAGAAGAGUGAGGACGUGAGGAAUCGAGUGAGGGAGCACAUCCAGUCAUUUCCGACAUUCAAGAGUGAAAAUCCAAAGGAGAGGAAGCGAUACCUCGAGGCACACCUCAAUAUCGCUUCCAUGCACAAACUCUAUGUCCAGAAGUGCGAGGGUGAAGGCAUUCCCCAGGUUGAUAUCGUCAAGGAAAGCUACUACAGGGAGAUGUUCAAGAAUGAAUUUAAUUAUGGCUUCAAACCACCUCCAGCCUGCAAUGAGUAAAAGUGAAGGAUUUUAUCGAUUUGUUGGAUAAUUAUGACUCGUUGGUGAUAAGUUAUUAUUUCAUUAUCAUAACAAAUCACCUCGGCUUACCACUUCAAAGCAAAAUUAAUUACUCAAAAAUUCAAUAGCUUCCACAUUGGCCUAGUU